AAAUGAUUUUAUAAACAAAAAAUAAUAAAAAAUAAUAAAGCAAAAAACAUUUGAAUGGAAAACAAUGGGAGAUUCAUUAGACUUUUUAACAAAAUAUCAUAAUAUAUCUAACAAACUAAAGAAACGAUUUUUAAGAAAACCAAAUGUUGCCGAAGCAAGUGAUCAAUUUGCGACAUUAGCAACUGAAUGUGAACAAAAGGAAUUAUGGCAAUAUGCAGGUUUAUGUCUAUUAGAUGCUGCUAGAUGUCAAGAAACAUUAGAGAAUAUUUUUUCUGAAUUAAAUUUCUUAAUAAAAGCUGGUCGAGAAUUUCUUGUGGCUGAUAAGAAAGAUAAAGAUAUAGGAUGCCCUUCUAUGGGACAGGAAAAUACACAGGCAGCAAUAAGUUGUUUUGGUCAUGCGUUAGCACGAUGUCAUAAUCAAAUAGGAUUCAAUACUAUGUCUGCUGGCUUAGCACUAGAACUAGCACUAGCUUUGGGUCCUACUCCAGCUGGCAUACAACAAUUAUGUAAAGCUAUUGAUAUUUUCCCAACUAUAAAAGCUAUUAAUACAUUAGUAUCUUAUCAUAUUAAGCAAGGUGAUUAUGUAUCUGCUUUACAAAUUUUGAAUGAUUUUGUUGAAUUUGUUGAAAGUUAUAUUAAUGUUGGUGCAAGAGGAAAUUACAGCGUUAUAUUACAUAGGUGUGAAGUAACUAGAGUGCUUUUAUUACUUAUACUUCAACCAUCACCACAAAGACUAGCACCUUGUUUAGCACAAGUCUUAGAGAAGUAUGCAUGGGUAGAAGAAACUACAAAUAAUGAUUUUAAUAUGUGUGAAGAUGAACUGUUAUUGUUACAAUCAUUAGUAUUGGCAUGUCAGUCACAUGAUUAUCAAGCAUUGAUGGAAUUAGAAGGGGAAUUGUGGAUUUAUCUAAAUGCUGAGCAAAAGGAAUUAUUACAUAAGUUAAUUCAAGUUUUAACAAUACAAUAAAUGGACAGUAUUAUAUUUAUAUGAAUAAUUAAGAAAUUAAGAAUAUUAAAGUUAUAAAU
Messenger RNA from Frieseomelitta varia, 1026 nucleotides. RefSeq names its product 40-kDa huntingtin-associated protein-like. NCBI's taxonomy places the organism in Eukaryota, Metazoa, Arthropoda, Insecta, Hymenoptera, Apidae. Gene Ontology annotation, molecular function: protein binding. The record is from RefSeq and is a predicted model, not a curated record. Gene Ontology annotation, cellular component: early endosome. Gene Ontology annotation, biological process: vesicle cytoskeletal trafficking. The coding region runs from base 65 to 967 and encodes 300 amino acids. The transcript has 7 exons.